This is a messenger RNA of Megalobrama amblycephala (Wuchang bream), 2244 nucleotides long. Its product is annotated as olfactory receptor 5M3-like. Gene Ontology annotation, cellular component: membrane. The transcript has a single exon. Gene Ontology annotation, biological process: G protein-coupled receptor signaling pathway. Gene Ontology annotation, molecular function: olfactory receptor activity; G protein-coupled receptor activity. The record is from RefSeq and is a predicted model, not a curated record. Lineage: Eukaryota; Metazoa; Chordata; Actinopteri; Cypriniformes; Xenocyprididae. Bases 223 to 1173 code for a protein of 316 amino acids.
UUGAUCUGAUUGUUUGCUUUUUUUUUUCUAAGCUCCAUCUUUGAUUGUCUGAUUUCCUAUACAGCCAACAAUGGAUACUGAAGCCUAAUGAAUAUAUUGUAAAUGAAUGUAGCCAUUUUAGCACAUAUUAAUAUUGUCUUAUGUAAAUUUUAUGUGCAUUUUUAUUAUUAUUAUUUCAGAAUAUCAUUGUUUUGUGUGAUUUGAAGCAAUAUCCAUAACUUGAUGGAUAACAUGUCUUAUCCUGUGAUACUGACUCUUAUGGUGCCCAAAGAAUCUAAAUCAUAUAGGCAUAUAUAUUUCACUUGUUUUCUUUUCCUUUAUCUGCUUAUAUUGUCAAUUAAUAUACGCCUUGUUAUGGUCAUUAUCAUGACAAAAACACUUCAUGAACCGAUGUACAUAUUCUUGUCUCAUCUGUGUAUUAAUGGGGUUUACGGAGCCUCAGGAUUCUAUCCUAAAUUUCUGUCUGAUUUAAUAUUGGAUUCAUAUGUGAUCUCCUCUCACAUGUGUGCUCUGCAAUCCUUUGUUAUUUACAGCUCUUUACUGUGUGAAUUUACAAUAUUAACAGUCAUGUCUUAUGAUAGAUAUAUAGCCAUAUGCAAACCUUUAGACUAUCAUUCCAAAUUAACUAAAUUCACCUGUUUGAAAUUAAUUCUGUUUUCAUGGAUUGUUCCCAACAUCUCUGUGAUUCCAGCAGCCCUGUUAUCAAACCUGAAACCAUUUUGUAAAUAUCACAUUGACAAGUUCUAUUGUGACAACUGGUCAAUUGUAAAACUGUCUUGUGCAUCAUCUUUUGUGAAUAAUGUCUAUGGAUAUAUUGUUGCUGUUAUAUUUUUUAUCUGUGCAGUUAUUAUUAUAGUGUCCUAUGUUAAGCUGAUCUUUGCAUGUAAAGCAUCUUUAGAAAGCAGAAAGAAAUUCUGGCAAACGUGUCUGCCACAUAUAUUAUCACUGAUAAAUUUCACGCUUGCUUUGCUUUUUGAUGUUACGUUUAGCAGAUACGGAUCAAAUGACAUUCCAGAGAGUCUGCGCAAUUUUUUGGCUUUAGAAUUAAUUAUAGUCCCACCUGUUUUUAAUCCUGUAAUCUAUGGAUUAAAUAUUACUGCAGUACGUAAACAAGUUUUUACUUCAUGUGUUGCAGCAAGAGUUAAGGUUUCAGGAGCUAGAAAAAAGGGGUAAAAUUUAGUAAACAAAUAUUUGCUGUAUCUAUUUUAUAAAAGUGAUCAUACAUAUGCAUAUACACAGAGUCCUGUUUGUUAUGCCGUUUCUUUAAUUUAUCAGUAAAUGUACUAAGUAUUAAGUCUUAUUUAGCACUACAUAUUCUGGGACUCAGCAUAUGAUCAAUGUGAAAAAUUGUAUCUAAUGAAAUCCAGGCCUUUUCUGUUAUAAGAGGGAGUAAGAAAUACAUUUUACAUCUUUUUUUGUUAUUGUUCAAAGUUGAAUGAAAGUUGAGCUUCCCAAUGAACCCAUCUUAAUAUUUUUGAAUGAGUAGUGAAAUUCUGAAUUUGAAUUAACCAAUGCAGCUACAAUGGUAGAAGACCAAAAGUAUGGUUAGAAAUUUGCUGGGUGCUUUAAAUGUGCAAUGUGGAAUGAGCUGAAUCAUUGUAGGUCCUUAUUAUUGAUUCAGUGUUUAUAUUAUAUUUCUGGAUUGUGUGGCAAUACAUAGUUUGAAAGGAAUGAGCAAGAGACUCAAUCCAGACACAGAAUUAUAGCCAGUAGAUAGUUCCGUCACUCAUCUCACUGGCUUGUUAAAGGGUUAGUUCCCCCAAAAAUGAAAUUUCUGUCAUUAAGUACUCACCCUCAUGUCGUUCCAAACCCGUAAGAUCUUUGUUCAUCUUCAAAACACAAAUUAAGAUAUUUUUGAUUAAAUCCAAGGUUGUUGUUUUUUUUUAUCCCACAUAGAAAGCAACAAUACUGAGUCGGCAUUCAAACGUAAACAUGGAACAUGGAAGCGCUGAACUGCAUUCACUGCGUCAAAUGCGUACGAGUCUGACAGGGUAGAGACCAUGUAACCAUGGUUCCCUGAAAAGGGGAACGAGACACUGUGUCGUAUUAUGCUAAAGGGGAAUGCAUCCGGCAUGGCCGGUGUCUGAAAACGCGACAAUGACAUUGGCCGGCGACAGCCCAUGAAGUCACUACUGGUGUGACCAGAGUAUAAAUAGGGUGCCUGUAGUAUAAGACAUAGGCAGGCAAGCCUGAAGCAUGGCAAUGGGACACAGUGUCUUAUUCCCCUUCUAAGGGAACCAUGGU